Molecule: messenger RNA, 819 nt
Organism: Fulvia fulva
Lineage: Eukaryota; Fungi; Ascomycota; Dothideomycetes; Mycosphaerellales; Mycosphaerellaceae
Exons: 1
Coding region: 1-819 (272 amino acids)
Source: RefSeq, a predicted model, not a curated record
AUGGCACACCACAAACGACUUCGCCACCUACACUGCCGUGCUGCGGGCAAUUUGGCGCCCUCUGGUGAUCAUGCGAGCGUAUUGCCAACCGGGUACCAUUCUCUGGUCAUCGUUCAAUUCGACACUGACCUCUGGCCACCUGGCAUGAUGGUCACUGAAGAUAUAGAGGACGAGUAUGUUGUGGUCAACGAUUGGCAUGAGACGACCGCAUCGCGCCAUAAGGCAGCUGUGAAAGAAUGGGCUCUCAAGUACGAGGAGCUAGAGUCGUCGAAACACUUCCGACUGCUGAAGCUGAAAUCUAAGAAGUGUGAUGAAGAAGUCUUCUGCAGCCUCCGACAAUGCGAGAUCGAUGCCAGUCCGCCCUACGAGGCUCUUUCCUACACAUGGGGCAACAGGGACCCUACUCACGUCCUUCCGAUAUACAACACAUCUCUGGAGGGCUGCUCGGGGAGGGUGAUGUACAUCCACAUCAGCCCAAACUUGUUCAAGAUCCUGUCACACUUCAGAGACCCAGACGACGGUACUUGGCUAUGGGUUGAUGCUCUGUGCAUUGAUCAACUCUCCUAUGGCCAACGCAAUCAGCAAGUCAGACUCAUGGGUACAAUAUAUGGGAAAGCGUUCAAGGUCGUAGCGUGUUUGGACUCUGACGACUUGUCGCCGCAGACGGAAAGAGACGUCCUCACAGGGCUUGAAUUCUUACGCACAGCCAUGCGUGGGAGAGGUGACAAAAAUGCUACUGAAAAAUUGGCAGGGUAUUGUGGACGCACUGAUCCAUGCGAAGAGAACCGGGCCAAUCCCGACCAUCGAGAUGGUGCUUGA